AUGGGCCGCAACACGCAGGCCGCCGACCCAUGGGAGGUCGUCGAGAAGUGCGUGCGAUACCUCGAGGCGUGCGUAGGGCUCCACCUCCCGGACGUGCUCUACCAGCGCUGGGACAGCAUGGGUGAUGUCCGCCACGUCCAACGUGGCCUCGCCACCCGGCGCCAUGGUGUCCUUGACAGCGUCAUGGACCCGUCCGUGAUCGUGAGCGUGCUUGAGACGCAGCUCCGCGAUCUCCACUCGCGCGAGUACUUGGUGUUCUCGCCCUUUCUCUACAGCGAGCUCCUCGACCUCGGCCGUGCUGUCGGGCGCAGCGACCACGAGACCUUGGUGUGGGUGCGAGCAUUGUAUGCGCGAACGACCGAGCCGUACCGGAGCCGUAUGCACACGAUGCUCGGCUUUCUCGCGACGCAGUGUGACGUGGCCGAUAUGGACAAGACACUGUACAUCGUCGAGCGCUAUGCGCCCAUGCUCCUGCGCGACGGCAGCAGCGCGUACAUGUCGCUCCACCACAUGGAGGGCUUUCCCGCCGCCACCGAAUGCCUCCUGCUCUUCUUGACGCAUCUGGAGCCACAUGGAUGA
Saprolegnia parasitica CBS 223.65 is the source of this 579-nucleotide messenger RNA. RefSeq lists its product as hypothetical. The transcript is spliced from 4 exons. Bases 1 to 579 code for a protein of 192 amino acids. The record is from RefSeq and is a predicted model, not a curated record. Lineage: Eukaryota; Oomycota; Saprolegniomycetes; Saprolegniales; Saprolegniaceae.